UAAAAUGCUGUGAUCCUCCUUGUAUAAAUAAUCUCAGUUCUGUAACAUCCCAGUUUAGUUGUGUUUCUGCAACGAUCCUGAUGUUCACCCGAAAAUUGCAAGGUUUCGGAAGACUAAAUUUUAAAAAUAGGCUAAUGCCAUGUUAAAAUACGGCUGAAAACAGUUCUACAUAGUUCAGUUUUAGUCCUUUCUAAAAAGUUGUACAUAAAUUUGCGUUUAAUUUCUUAUUUGCAUACGCAAACCGUGUGGAUAGGCAUCCUAUCCUCGUCAUAAUAUCAUUUCCAAUAUCGAUAAGACACAAUUACAGAUAAGAUAACAGCGAGAGUUUCCUAUGCUCACAUAUCUCACACAUAUCGUCACGUCAAUAAUUCGAGUUUAGUUGACGAUACGAACUAGUUUGCUGAUUUGCGUAAUUAAUGAUCAGCAUCACCUGUUUGUUACCGAAAAUUUAGCAAACGUGCAUAAAUAAUAAUUUUCAAUUUGUGCAAAAUUAUGUGAUAGUAAGUACAAACCGGAAAUUGUCCAGUUAAGAGAAAUGUCGCCCACAUUUUCGCCAAAUUUGGUUCUCGUCGUCACAACAAGCGUCCUCCUCACCUUAAUAUCUUUGUCGAGUGGGAGGAUAAAAUUUGCCCCUCACAAUGUCAACGCUUAUAUUAAUGAAGACACCACGACCUGUCCGGACUUCGCGUGUCCAAAAGUCCUCUGCGAUUUAAAGCGGAAAAACGUUCAAAAUUUUUGUGAGAAUGUGCAAUGUGUGGGAAUCGAGGUGGAGAACUGUACAGAAAACAACGCCGCAGGGGCGGGGAGGACAAUGUAUGAAGAAAAAUUAACAAUGUGUGGAUGUUGUCCGGGUUGUGUGAAGUAUAAGGGUGUUGGUGAAGAAUGCGAACAAUACCCUCCCCCUCCCAGCCCUGACCCGGAGUGUACCGAUCAAUUUUGUAAAGUUUUAAUGAACACGUGCGCCCCCGGUCUGAUUUGUCCGCUGGUUGGUCACAAUGAGAAAAAGUGUAGUUACAAGUCCACCUUGACGGGGGGAUUUUCCGAGCUGACCUCGUGCCACGAUAAGCGCGCCCUCGCAUUCAGCAACGACCUUUACUGGACCCCACGAUGCGAGGAGGACGAGUCCUACAGUCCGAAGCAGUGCAAAGGCUCGUACUCGGGUGGAAUCUGCUUCUGCGUGAGUAAAGAAGGUCGUCGCAUUUUUGGGACGGAAUAUCAACGCCAAGCGCAAAAUCAGACGUGCGCAUGUAGUCGACAAGUUCACGAGCUACGCGAAUCCGGUCACAUUGCCUCGUUUCACUGCACACCCGACGGAAACUAUGAACCCCUCCAGUGCGACACGGAAUCUGGUCUUUGUUACUGCGUGGAACCGAAGACUGGGAAAAUGACGGGGGCUGUCCUGCCGGAAAACGAGUGGAAAAAUCUGCCCUGUUUUUCUCUCAAUUUGACCAACUUCAAUCCUGAGCUGGGCUAUUAUCGGGUGUGCGAGAGCGAAUGGGCGCCCGCACAAAAGUUGUCGCUUGAAGCGUCCCUUCACGGCUUGAAGGUCUUGUCGGGAAGGAGGCUCAAUUGUGAUUUUGAUGGAAGUUAUGCCCCAGUGCAGAACAUGGAUCAACUGACAAAAUGCGUCAACAAAGAUGGCACGCUCAUUGGUGCAUAUCGAGAUUCGGAGGACAAACAUGACACAGAUUGCCAGUGUGUCAGAGACGAAAUAAAAUCCUGGCAGGAAGGGAUCCCGUUUAUGAAAAGGUGUGCCGACAUAACCGGAAAUUACGACGUGAUUUCACCCAUCGACCAAACUGCGCCGCAACAUUGGCGCUGCGUGGACCGAGACGGAAUAUUUUUCGGCGAGGAUAUCGUCGAGGAUCAGUACAAAUGCUGCCUUUACGGGAAUUUGCCUACUUAUCCGCCCAGAAAUUGUGACAAGGAGCCGAUCAAUGUUAAACAAAAGUGCUACGAUCCGACAAUGAGUGACGAAUGGAAUAAGGACAAGAUUAGGCCGUGCUAUUUCUGGGCGACGUAGUAUCCGACGACAUAUUUAAUGUUUGAAAUUAUUAAUAAAAUCGCAUUUUUUCUAUGUUUCGUCACAUA
Molecule: messenger RNA, 2091 nt
Organism: Folsomia candida
Lineage: Eukaryota; Metazoa; Arthropoda; Collembola; Entomobryomorpha; Isotomidae
Exons: 5
Coding region: 536-2023 (495 amino acids)
Biological process (GO): cell-matrix adhesion
Cellular component (GO): basement membrane
Source: RefSeq, a predicted model, not a curated record